AUGUCGAAGUCCACGGUCGGGGGCGCGCAACAGCCUCUUCUGGCCAUCGACCCCUUCAACGCUUUCAAGGUGGACGACCUCACCAACUACUCGAUGGACGACCAACGCUGGACGCUGCAGAGGAAAAAGAUCGGGCUGAAACGACGGACGAAAGGGACGCGAGCAAGACGAGUUCGGGACAUCAGGACCCGAGACAUCAAUCUGACCUUCAUAAGGUCACACUUCACCAGGAAAGAGUGCGUUAGAUACGGCCGUGAUCCCAGCCGAAAUGGUCGUAGAAUUUGCUUCUGUGGACUAUCGGAAGUCGAGCAUCUUUCCCCCGACCGCCUCCUCAAACCCAUUUCCGGAACCAAUACACGGACCGGCAGCCGACUCGGGUCCUUCCAAGAGGAGGGAGAGGAGGUGGAAGAGGAGAUCAUCAUGGGAGACAUGAACAGCAUGACCUCCUCAAUCAUGGGCAUUUUGGGCAUCAACGGCGCGCCCUGGGGACAGCCUCCGCCGGCGUCCCUUGCACCACGAGGCUCAUUUGACUCGAAAAGCGUAGUUAGUGACGUAGAAGCAGGAACUGACCGUGGACUUCCCGAGAGCCUCGUCAAUGCUAUUGGGAUAACGCCGAGAAUGCAGUCGCGUGUGUACCCUGUAAGUAUAGAAAGGAAACCAUUUUACAAAGAAUCUUCCCUCUCCUUCUCCAAACAGACGGAUCAAGGUCUUACUCCAUCAUCCUUCCUCGAACCCAGGCUGAACGUCCCUCCAACGACCGCCAAGUGGGACUCGAGCACCCACAUUCAAGAGCUGCCGACCAAUGCUUAUGGAACCAUCGACUUCAUCAAUGAGACUGCGGGCUCGACCAAACCAGCCAAGUACAUCAGGCUGUCAGACUCAACGAACAUCCAGACCGUGCUGACUCUCCUGACGGACUACUGGCGGAUGAUGGAGCCCCAGCGCCCUCAGCUCGUCAUCUCGGUCACGGGCGGCGCUGACUUCCUGAGGCUGGAUGGGCGGAAGAGGGAGAUCUUCUCGACUGGGCUCAUGAAGGCUGUCAAAUCUACUGGCGCUUGGAUCCUCACGGGCGGCCUGCAUUUGGGCGUGAACAGGAUCGUGGGCGAAGCUGUUAACGAAAGCCAGUACACUGUCAAGACGCAAGAGUACCUGGCCAGAGGAAUCCGGUGUCUCGGGGUGCUUCCUUGGGGCUUCGUGAGAGACAGGCAUCUUCUCCUCAACUCAGAUCUGAAUGAGUUUGAGGAAGUGAGGUACAAGGUCCAGGAGCGGACGAACCUGGAGGACCCCGUGUCCCUGGACGGCGACCACACCCACUUCCUGAUGGUGGACGACGGGACCCGCGACCACUUCAACGGCACGGUCAAUUUCAGAACCCGCUUGGAGGAGGCCAUCCAGGCGGAGGAGCCCUCAGGCCUGGGCAUUCCCGUGGUCGUGGUGCUGCUCGAGGGAGGCCUCGGAGCCCUGGGGCAAGUGUGCCAUGGCGCUGAAGAAGAAUAUCCCUGUGGUGGUCGUGGGCGGCACGGGGCGGGCGGCCGACCUCCUAGCUUACGCUGUGUCCAUGACGGCCGUUACAUCCUGCGAAGACAGUACAUCACGCAGCUGAUGAACAAAAUCCUCGCCGCCAUGACUGAACUCCAAGGCAAAACGGAGAAGCAGAAGAAAUGCGCGGAUUACGUGUUGGAGUGCUGCGCGAGAGCCAACAUGAUCAUCACUUUCGACAUCGACUGCGCAGAAGGACUCGACCACUGUAUCCUCUAUGCGUUGCUAACAGGAGGAGCUCAGUCGUCUCGCCUGGAUCAGCUGAGCCUCGCCCUGCUGUGGGACCGCCCCGACAUCGCCGAGCACCACAUCUUCCCGGCCGAGUCCAACUGGGCGUCGUGGGACCUGAAGGACCUCAUGACGACGGCGCUGCUGGAGGAGAAGGUGGAGUUCGUCAAGCUGUUCAUCUUGAACGGCUUGGUCAUGAGCGACUACCUGAACGUGACGACACUGCGGUACCUGUACAACGAGGCGUGCAAGACGGAGUCCCACACGCACCUGAGGCGGCUCCUCCAGAGGUCCUCCCGGAGCAGCUACCACUACCUAGUCCACGUCCACAACAUCCUCCAGGCGAUGCUUAGGAAACACCACGAUCCGGUGUACCUUACCGACACUCCACAGGCCGUCAUGGUGGAUUCGAGCAUCAACUACCUCACUUUCGAUGACCCUUACCAAGAGCUCCUCCUGUGGGCGAUCUUCAGCCGGAGAGGACGACUCGCUCGCUUCCUGUGGGAACGCUGUGAAACCCCGCUGUGCGCUGCUGUGGUAGCUUCGUGCGUGUAUCAGAGUCUCUGGAAGUCCUUAGGAGCCAAGAACACCGUCAUCCUCAAUGAGUACCUGAAGCAGAAGACCAUGUUUGAGACUCUGGCUGUGGAGCUCCAGGACGUGUGUUACCAGGAGGACCCGCCGAACGCCAUGGGUCUCGUGGAGCGCAGGAACCCGAAGUGGGGCCAGAUGGACUGCCUCGAACUCGCGCACCUCGCCAACGACCUCAUGUUCAUCGCGACCCCGUGUUCCCAGGCCUCCGUCGAGCUCAACUGGCGGAGGGGCAUGACCAGGGCGCCGCCCCUCGCCGUCACCAUUUGUAACUUUCUCCCGUUUCUCGUCUGGACGAAGUUGUUUGGCUUCCAAAAACUCGGCGACAAUGGGGGAGAGCUCACAGCGUGGCAAAAACUCGUCGUGUUCUACAAGUCCCCCAUCUCCAAGUUCUUCGCUCACUCCACCUCCUUCGUCGUGUUCCUCCUCCUGUAUGCGUAUGUGAUCCUGUUCGACUUCAAGUACGAGAUGUCUGUGACUGAGAUACUGGUCAUCUGCUGGAUUUUCACCUUCAUCGUCGGUGAGUUGUCUGAGAUAACAACUGAACAGUCCACGUCAGUGCGGGGAAAGAUCAGCGACUGGUUGAAUAGCGUAUGGAACCGAUUCGAUCUGAUGGCUAUUGUCCUGGCACUGUUGGCACUGGCACUCAGACUCUACCGGGAAACCUUCAAGUGGGGUCGGAUCGCCUACUCCCUCAACACCACUCUCUUCUACUGUCGCCUCUUCAGGAUCUACCAUGUCAACUACCAUUUGGGACCCAAGCUCGUUAUCUUCUACAGGAUGAUCUCCGAAGUCCUGGUGUUCAUGGCGCUUCUGGUGAUCUUCAUCCUCGGCUACGGCAUCGCGUCGCAGGGCCUCAUGCACCCCGGCCGGGACGUCUCCUCCCUCAACCUGACGGACGUGGGCCAAAUCAUGAGCGAGGUUCUGCUCACGCCCUACUGGCAGAUGUACGGCGAACUCCUGCUGGACGAUAUCAAAGGUGGUGACGUCGAAACGUGCUAUCAACAGUCCUGCACAGUCCCCGAGUCCUGUGUGACUGAAGGACGAAAUUGCAUUCAAGACUGUGUGUGUGAGAACGCCAGGGAAUACACGUGGGCUGUAAACCUCAUGCUGUUUAUCUAUCUCAUUAUUGGGAACAUCAUGUUGCUCAAUCUUCUCAUAGCUAUUUUCACGUACGUAUUCGACGAGGUCCAAGAAAACAGCAUGGAGAUCUGGAAGUUCGAGAUGUACCGCUUGAUCCGCGAGUAUGACAGCAAACCGUCGUUGGUUCCUCCCUUCGUCGUGCUCGAAUACGUGUGGAGGAUUAUGAAAGCCAUUUGGAAAGUCACGUGUCGGAAGAAGAAGGAAAAUCUUGAGGAUUACAUGAAGUACACUCUAACGUCUCUGAAAAUCUUCGAAAAGGAAUGCAUUCAGACGUACCUGGCGAGAGUCACUGCCGCGGAGGAAGGCAAACUCGGCAACAGGGUGAAGAAAAUAAGCGAGAAAAUCGAUAAAGUGUCGAAGUACAUCGAGCAGAGGGAAGAAAUCGAAGAGAUGUGA
Molecule: messenger RNA, 3894 nt
Organism: Penaeus chinensis
Lineage: Eukaryota; Metazoa; Arthropoda; Malacostraca; Decapoda; Penaeidae
Product: transient receptor potential cation channel subfamily M member-like 2
Biological process (GO): calcium ion transmembrane transport
Cellular component (GO): membrane
Molecular function (GO): ligand-gated calcium channel activity
Source: RefSeq, a predicted model, not a curated record